UCCGGUUCCGCCCCCUCCGCCCUCUUUCACUGAGGUACGGCGGUGGAUUAAGGUGCUCGGUCCUUCUGUGAAGCUAAGGCCUGGUAUCCAUCCGGCGACUAGCACUCUUCUCCUCUGCCAUCCGCGACUCUACGAGCGCCCAUCACACGCAGCAAUGGCCUCCUCCUCCGAGCUCGCCUGUAUUUACUCCGCUCUCAUCCUCUACGAUGACGAUAUCACCAUCACGGAAGACAAGAUCCUCGCUCUGAUCAAAGCUGCAGGAGUCAGCGUGGAGCCGUUCUGGCCCAGCCUGUUCGCCAAGGCUCUCUCCGGCAUCAACAUCGGCAGUCUGAUCUCCAACGUGGGAGCUGGUGGUGGCGCCCCCGCUGCUGGCGCUGUGGCUGCUGCUCCUGCCGCAGCUGCUCCAGUUGAAGAGAAGAAAAAGGAGGAAGAGAAGGACGAGUCCGAGGAGUCUGAUGACGACAUGGGCUUCGGUCUCUUUGACUAAGUUUUUCUACAAGGAUUGUAAUAAAGAUUCUGGAUUCA
Messenger RNA from Nanorana parkeri, 525 nucleotides. RefSeq names its product ribosomal protein lateral stalk subunit P1 (gene RPLP1). The record is from RefSeq and is a predicted model, not a curated record. Gene Ontology annotation, biological process: cytoplasmic translation; translational elongation. Gene Ontology annotation, cellular component: cytosolic large ribosomal subunit; ribosome. Gene Ontology annotation, molecular function: structural constituent of ribosome; protein kinase activator activity; ribonucleoprotein complex binding. The transcript is spliced from 4 exons. Bases 155 to 487 code for a protein of 110 amino acids. Lineage: Eukaryota; Metazoa; Chordata; Amphibia; Anura; Dicroglossidae.